UUUCUCUCUCCAUCAACUUGAUCACAAUGGCAAUUUUCCUCCACAUAUAUUAUCUAUCUAUCUUCACCUUCGCCGGGGCAAGCCCCGCGAAGGUGAAGCUCACCCUCCAGCUUCGGGGAGGGUGCUGGCGAACCUCCUCACGGAAGGUGGCCGUCUUCACCUUCCAGGAGGCGUCUGGCCACGUCUCUUCCCAUGCCCUGCUGGACCUGGAGUACCUCUUCAGGUGCAGCAGCAAGCCAGGUGCCGGCGCUAUGCAGAUCAAAAUCUGCGUGGUGCUGCGCUGCGGCGGGAAACGCGUGGCCCGCGCUGACCUGGAAGAGUUUCUCGGCCAGCUGACGCGGGGUGGCCGCCUCGACUCUUUCUUCCUGUACAUACACGAAGAAAAAGUCGCCCUCCUGCAGGCCAAUCAGCCAAUUACGGACCCAGGUACGGAAUGGCUUUUUGAGGGAGAGUCACGACGCACACACACAAUGGUGAAGGCUGCGACUCAUGAAGAAAAUGAUGAUACUAACGAACUGGAAGACUGUACUGACGAACACUACGAAGAAUGGAAGGCUUACCUCGAGAAGGUAUUCUCCGUUGAGGAUGAUGGUGAUGCAGACGAGGUGACCUCCGAGUUGCGGGAAGCCUCCGAUGCUGGAAAGGGAGCAGACGAGGUGACCUCCGAGUUGCGGGAAGCCUCCGAUGCUGGAAAGGGAGCAGACGAGGUGAUCUCCGAGUUGCGGGAAGCCUCCGAUGCUGGAAAGGGAGCAGACGAGGUGAUCUCCGAGUUGCGGGAAGCCUCCGAUGCUGGAAAGGGAGCAGAAGAGGUGACCUCCGAGUUGCGGGAAGCCUCCGAUGCUGGAAAGGGAGCAGACGAGGUGACCUCCGAGUUGCGGGAAGCCUCCGAUGCUGGAAAGGGAGCAGACGAGGUGACCUCCGAGUUGCGGGAAGCCUCCGAUGCUGGAAAGGGAGCAGACGAGGUGAUCUCCGAGUUGCGGGAAGCCUCCGAUGCUGGAAAGGGAGCAGACGAGGUGAUCUCCGAGUUGCGGGAAGCCUCCGAUGCUGGAAAGGGAGCAGACGAGGUGAUCUCCGAGUUGCGGGAAGCCUCCGAUGCUGGAAAGGGAGCAGACGAGGUGACCUCCGAGUUGCGGGAAGCCUCCGAUGCUGGAAAGGGAGCAGACGAGGUGAUCUCCGAGUUGCGGGAAGCCUCCGAUGCUGGAAAGGGAGCAGACGAGGUGAUCUCCGAGUUGCGGGAAGCCUCCGAUGCUGGAAAGGGAGCAGACGAGGUGAUCUCCGAGUUGCGGGAAGCCUCCGAUGCUGGAAAGGGAGCAGACGAGGUGACCUCCGAGUUGCGGGAAGCCUCCGAUGCUGGAAAGGGAGCAGACGAGGUGACCUCCGAGUUGCGGGAAGCCUCCGAUGCUGGAAAGGGAGCAGACGAGGUGAUCUCCGAGUUGCGGGAAGCCUCCGAUGCUGGAAAGGGAGCAGACGAGGUGAUCUCCGAGUUGCGGGAAGCCUCCGAUGCAGGGAAGGAAGCAGCACGCGAGGCGACGUCCCCAGACCAGGAAGUUCCUCAUCCAGGCGAGUCCUCUGCACCAGAGACAGUCUCUGCCACCCCCGCCACUGCCUCUCACGCUUACCGCAGCCUGGCUGUGCCUCAUAGAUUCAUCAGCCGCCUUGCAGGCCCCGAGGACCGCCACCUCGAUGAUCUGCGGCGGGGCUAUGGGGUACAAAUCACGCGGAUUAAGCGAACCCUUCAUGUGAAGGGCCACAAAGACUCAGUUCUGAAGUGCCAUAACUUCAUUCGUGCCAAAAUAGCUGAGUGGCGGAGGUGCGAGGCCGCUGAGGCUCAUUAAGCGCCCAACAGACACCUGGGACGGUCCGGUAACAAUGCUUAUGACCUGACGCCUGACGGAGAAAAUUAAGCUACAGACGAGGCGACCUCCGAGUUGCGGGAAGCCUCUGGUGUAUAUAUC
This is a messenger RNA of Eriocheir sinensis (Chinese mitten crab), 1955 nucleotides long. Its product is annotated as BICD family-like cargo adapter 2. Bases 27 to 1835 code for a protein of 602 amino acids. Gene Ontology annotation, molecular function: RNA binding. Lineage: Eukaryota; Metazoa; Arthropoda; Malacostraca; Decapoda; Varunidae. The transcript is spliced from 6 exons. The record is from RefSeq and is a predicted model, not a curated record.